Closterium sp. Naga37s-1 is the source of this 1653-nucleotide messenger RNA. The record is from the annotation of a GenBank genome assembly. NCBI's taxonomy places the organism in Eukaryota, Viridiplantae, Streptophyta, Zygnematophyceae, Desmidiales, Closteriaceae.
AUGCACCGUCUCACAGCAGCGCUGACUAGCGUGGGUGCACUUGCUAUUGUGACAGCAGCAUUGACUAGCGUGGGUGCACUUGUGACAGCAGCACUGACUAGCGUGGGUGCACUUGUGACAGCAGCACUGACUAGCGUGGGUGCACUUGCUAUUGUGACAGCAGCACUGACUAGCGUGGGUGCACUUGCUAUUGUGGCAGCAGCACUGCCUAGCGUGGGUGCACUUGCUACUGUGACAGCAGCACUGACUAGCGUGGGUGCACUUGCUAUUGUGACAGCAGCACUGACUAGCGUGGGUGCACUUGCUAUUGUGGCAGCAGCACUGCCUAGCGUGGGUGCACUUGCUACUGUGACAGCAGCACUGACUAGCGUGGGUGCACUUGCUACUGUGACAGCAGCACUGACUAGCGUGGGUGCACUUGCUAUUGUGACAGCAGCGCUGACUAGCAUGGGUGCACUUGCUAUUGUGACAGCAGCACUGACUAGCGUGGGUGCACUUGUGACAGCAGCACUGACUAGCGUGGGUGCACUUGUGACAGCAGCACUGACUAGCGUGGGUGCACUUGCUAUUGUGGCAGCAGCACUGCCUAGCGUGGGUGCACUUGCUACUGUGACAGCAGCACUGACUAGCAUGGGUGCACUUGCUAUUGUGACAGCAGCGCUGACUAGCAUGGGUGCACUUGCUAUUGUGACAGCAGCACUGACUAGAAUGGGUGCACUUGCUAUUGUGACAGCAGCACUGACUAGAAUGGGUGCACUUGCUAUUGUGACAGCAGCACUGACUAGAAUGGGUGCACUUGCUAUUGUGACAGCAGCACUGACUAGAAUGGGUGCACUUGCUAUUGUGACAGCAGCACUGACUAGCAUGGGUGCACUUGCUAUUGUGACAGCAGCACUGACUAGAAUGGGUGCACUUGCUAUUGUGACAGCAGCACUGACUAGAAUGGGUGCACUUGCUAUUGUGACAGCAGCACUGACUAGAAUGGGUGCACUUGCUAUUGUGACAGCAGCACUGACUAGAAUGGGUGCACUUGCUAUUGUGGCAGCAGCACUGCCUAGCGUGGGUGCACUUGCUACUGUGACAGCAGCACUGACUAGCAUGGGUGCACUUGCUAUUGUGACAGCAGCGCUGACUAGCAUGGGUGCACUUGCUACUGUGACAGCAGCACUGACUAGAAUGGACGCACUUGCUAUUGUGACAGCAGCACUGACUAGAAUGGACGCACUGGCUACUGUGACAGCAGCACUGACUAGAAUGGACGCACUGGCUACUGUGACAGCAGCACUGACUAGAAUGGGUGCACUGGCUACUGUGACAGCAGCACUGACUAGAAUGGACGCACUGGCUACUGUGACAGCAGCACUGACUAGAAUGGACGCACUGGCUACUGUGACAGCAGCACUGACUAGAAUGGACGCACUGGCUACUGUGACAGCAGCACUGACUAGAAUGGACGCACUGGCUACGGAUCAGGGUCCUGCAUCGCAUCACUCACUCCACUCCACUCACCUCGAUGAUUGUCAGCAGUGCCUCCUUGUUCUCCCUCAUCACCGCCAGCACCGUCUCACAGCAGCUUCGAAACACCCCCUCCACGCCGCUCACGCCCAUGCCGUCUAUGAUGUCCCGCGUGAGGCGGAAGGGCACCUGGCAUGA